Messenger RNA from Dromiciops gliroides (monito del monte), 4294 nucleotides. It is a transcript of the gene CHST3, whose product is annotated as carbohydrate sulfotransferase 3. Gene Ontology annotation, biological process: carbohydrate metabolic process; N-acetylglucosamine metabolic process. The transcript is spliced from 4 exons. The coding region runs from base 456 to 1835 and encodes 459 amino acids. Gene Ontology annotation, molecular function: N-acetylglucosamine 6-O-sulfotransferase activity; chondroitin 6-sulfotransferase activity. NCBI's taxonomy places the organism in Eukaryota, Metazoa, Chordata, Mammalia, Microbiotheria, Microbiotheriidae. Gene Ontology annotation, cellular component: Golgi membrane. The record is from RefSeq and is a predicted model, not a curated record.
GCUUCUUGGUCUGGAGCCAGCGGGGAGGUGCUGGGAACAAGCUGGGUGCCGAGGAGGGGAGGAGUUGGCCGGAGCUCUGCACUCAAGAUCAGGCCCCCAAACUGGUGGGUGGAGGGGAAAAAGGAGCAUUUCGGCCCGGCCUCGGAGCGAGCUGCACUUGAGUCUUGGAAACUUGGUGUCUGGGCGAUGUGUCUGGGUGUGCGCAGCGCUUCCGGAGAUUUAGAACUGCCCCCGGGUCCUGGCAUCUACAGUCUCUGCUGCCUUGGUGGACCAAUGCAUCGCUCCAGGCCAGAGUGGGGCCUACAAACACAACUCUCUUGACGUGAGUGUCCUCCACCUGAUGACAAGAUCGAAGAUGUGGUCCAGCUAACUACACAAGGUUAGGGGCUGGACAGUUUGUUGGGAGGGGAAGGAGCUCCCAGAGCCCCUCCCUCCCUCUCCUCCAAUCAAUCCCCAUGGAAAAAGGAUAUUCUUGGCCCCAGGAUACUCGGGACCUUCUACACAGCCUGAGAAUGAGGAGCAAAUAUGCUCUUUUCCUGCUGUUUGUCGUCAUCGUUUUUGUCUUCAUUGAGAAAGAAAAUAAAAUCAUAUCAAGGGUCUCUGACAAGCUGAAGCAAAUCCCACAAUCCCUAAUGGAUGCCAACGGCACCGACCCAGCCCUGAUCCUAUCAGAGAAUGCAUCCCUCCUGUCCCUGAGUGAAUUGGAUUCUUCCUUCUCCCAGCUCCAACAGCGGCUCCGGAACAUCACCCUGCAGCUGGGUGGAGAGCCCGAGGAGCUGCCCCUGGGCCCUCGCCGACACGUUCUUCUGAUGGCCACCACCAGGACUGGCUCCUCCUUCGUGGGGGAGUUCUUUAACCAGCAAGGUAACAUCUUCUACCUCUUCGAGCCUCUGUGGCAUAUCGAACGGACAGUGACCUUUGAACCUGGGGGAGCCAACGCUGCCGGCUCUGCCCUGGUGUACCGGGAUGUGCUGAAGCAGCUGUUCCUAUGUGACCUCUACAUCCUGGAACACUUCAUCACCCCACUUCCCGAGGACCACUUGACUCAGUUCAUGUUCCGGAGAGGGUCCAGCCGCUCGCUCUGCGAGGAGCCUGUCUGUACACCCUUCGUCAAGAAGGUCUUUGAGAAGUACCAUUGUAAGAACCGCCGCUGCGGCCCCCUCAACUUGACGUUGGCCAUGGAUGCCUGCCAGCGCAAAGAGCACAUGGCCCUCAAAGCUGUGCGCAUCCGACAGCUGGAGUUCCUUCGCCCCCUGGUAGAAGACCCCCGCCUGGACAUGCGGAUCAUCCAGCUGGUCCGGGACCCCCGGGCCGUGCAGGCAUCCCGCAUGGUGGCCUUCUCUGGCAAGUAUGAGACCUGGAAGAAAUGGGUGGCGGAAGGAGAGGCCCGACUGCGGGAGGACGAGGUCCAGAGGCUCCGGGGGAACUGUGAGAGCAUCCGCCUGUCGGCUGAGCUGGGCCUGAGCCAGCCCUCCUGGCUGCGGGGCCGCUACAUGUUGGUCCGCUAUGAGGACGUGGCCCGCCUGCCUCUGCAGAAGGCCCGGGAGAUGUACCGCUUUGCGGGGAUCACCCUGACCCCGCAGGUGGAGGAUUGGAUCCGUAAGAACACCCAAGCCCCGCGGGACAGCAACGGCAUCUACUCCACCCAGAAGAACUCCUCAGAGCAGUUUGACAAGUGGCGCUUCAGCAUCCCCUUCAAACUGGCGCAGGUGGUCCAGGGGGCCUGUGGCCCUGCCAUGCGACUCUUUGGCUACAAGCUGGCGCCAGACCCGGCCACCCUCACCAAUCGCUCCAUCAGUCUCCUGGAGGACCGUGGCACCUUCUGGGUGACGUAAUGGCAGAAGGGGCACUGGGCCCUUAACCACGAUCCCCGCCCUCACCCCCCUGACCUCCUACUGAUGUCAGCUGCCAAACAAAUGCAACAGAUAAGUCAGGGCAAUGACCCAGAGCCCGAAGAGGGCGGGCACCUGGUGGCAAGGGUCACCCAGUAAGAAGUUAAAUGAGCCAGGCACGUCCUUCUUGCUAGAGAAGUAGGCCUUAUCCCCCCUCCACUCCGGCCCCCAUUUCUCUCUCUCCUCUUUAUCCUUUUGUCCCCAGGAUUUCCUAGAACAGAGAGAGACCAGGGCAGGUUCCUGACCUGCUUCUGGGACUUUCAAAGCUCCAUCUGACAAGGAUGAAUUCUCCCCAGGAGGCUCGAAGCCAGACAGGGCCUGUUGAUGUCCCGACUUCAUUUUCACCCACUGACAGCUCGCUCUGCUUCCAGCCCCUUUCUCCCCUUCUUCAGACAAGUGCCUCCCUGGCCCUGCGGGGUCCAUCUGUCCUUGAUUGUAAUUGUUGGGGGAGGUGGGCCUGGAGGGGAGAGUCACGGCCCCAGUACCAGGGGCCUGCCUGGGAUGAUAAGCCUGACUAGAGAGGCUCAUUUCAAAUGGCAAACUCCCAGUCCCAAGUGAGGCCCUGCCUGCUCCUGCUCCUUGCUACCUCCUUUUAUCUCUGCUUCCUCACUUUUGUGGUCCAUGGGCUGCUUUAAGCUGGCUUUUGACCCACCCUCAUAACAUCUUAUUUAUGAAGACCCCAGCCCCCAGGGGCCCUGUCCAAAGUCAUUGGGCUCCAGAGAGUCAGCCUCUUGCUCCUCCAGGGCUACCCAGGCCUCCUUAUGGAAGGCAUGAUCAAAGCUUGGCCUAGGGGGAUGCAUAAAGGCCUCCUUUGGUUGUCUGGCUGGCGGGGUGGAGGGGAUUUGGAACAGCGCCUGGAGAAGGUAUGAAGAAUAUGCAGGGGAGAAGGGGGAACGGGACAACCCCAAACCCCCAGACCCUUCUCUAGAAGACACUGGUUCUCUUCCUGCCCCUUCUUCAGCCCACAGAUUAGCCAUCAAGCUGACAGGCUGUCCACCCUUUUCCACGUCUGGAAGCUCCCCUCCCCUCCCCACCUCCUUGGGGUUUCUUCUCGGCUUGGGGCUUAAACGUUAUUUAUGGUUUGGUUCCUCCCUUUGUUAUUGUUCUCCCAGUAUAAAGUAUUGGUUGGAGGUUGGUAGAGAAGACACUUGGGGCCUUGAGGGAGACUUGAGGGAGACUUGGAGGAGCCAAAGGCUGGGGUUUCCCCUUAACCCAGGGAGCAGAAGCCAUUGCUACAGGGGGGUCCCCAGAAGCAGAGUGAGGCAGCUGGAGUCAAUUUGAGUCUGCUCAGCUCUCUCUCCCCUCCCGCCCCCAGCCCUGCUUUUCAGGAGACAGUCUUCAUUACCCCCUUUGUCUUCCAGGGCUGGGAGUGCUUCCCCAUCUCCUUUGAGGGGCACCCCGGCCUCAGGAUGUCGUCUCCAUGUGCAUGUUUUGCUUCUAAAGACAAUGUCCAGUGACAAGCUGCCCCUCUCCCCUCCAGGGCCAAGGCCUGGAAAUUAACACACAAAAAUGCGGUUGUUCCAUAUAGUUCAUUCAUUCUACCAGCAUUUCUUAAAGUGCCUUCAAGUUACCAAAGCUCUGUACCAGGGACUUGGCAUCCAAAGACACACACACAAAAAUAGUGCCUGUCUUCCGGGAGCUUACAUUCUCCUGGGCAAUUCAGCACAUACAAGUGAGAGUUUGUCAUCCCAGGCCAGCUUAUUUGGUGAAAGAAGGGUGACAUUCUAUUGGGGGCUGGUCCUAGCUCAGGGGAACAGGGAAGAAACAUUCCUAAAGGCAAUCAAGAUGCAGAGCGUUCAGAACAGUGAUGGAUUCAUCCUUGUUUGGGGGCUAUUUCAGUUGGUGGGAGCUGUCAUCAUGCAUGGAUGUCUCUCCGUUCUUGAUUUCCUAGUCCAUGUAUGGGCAGUGCAGAACUGUGGCUCUAAUGGCCUCCCCUGGUAGAGAGAGCUUCAGUUUGAACAAACCGGACUAAGACUCAAAGACCCAGUAACACUGUCUGGGAGCCUCUUCCCACCUCAGGAUGUGGUGUUGCUGAAGAUGUUUCUGGCAGGUCCAGAAAUGUUUCUUUCUAAUGAGGAGACUACUUUCCCCUUCCUUCCUCUCCCCACCCCUCCUGUACCUCUUGGCUUCCCAGAGUGGGAAGCUACCAGCUCGGGCCAGCACCAUGCUAACAGGAACCGAGGGGUGAUUGGGGUGGGGGGGGCUGUUUUACCUCCACUCCCAGUGUUGCUUUCUGCGGGGCUGGUCUUGCACAUGCUGCAGGCUCCCUGCUCCCUACACUGCCUUCCCCCUCCUGCCACCAGAGAUUUCUGGAGAAGUCUAAUGAGGAUGAACUUGGGAGGGGAGGGUUUCCUGUCUUUGGAGUAUUGUUCACUGCAAAUUGAAUUAAUUUAUUUAUUUUG